GUUAAGUUCGUGGGCUGGCACGGGCUGGUUGGUCGAUUGGUAGCCAUGGCUCGAAUUGCUGCGCUACUGCUGUUACCGGUCUUUAUUGAAUCGGUAUUUUCCAUUUCAUUCUUUUUACCGGUGAAUUCCAGGAAGUGCUUACGGGAGGAGAUCCACAAAGACGUCCUAGUCACGGGGGAGUAUGUAAUAGACGAACAGGCAAACACCAAAACUAAUCUGAAGAUCACAGAUUCCUCCAGCCACACUCUUUACUCUAAGGAAGAUGCAAGCAAGGGAAAGUUUGCAUUCACCACAGAGGACUAUGACAUGUUUGAGGUGUGCUUUGAGAGCAAGUCACCCAUGGGAACUGGAAGAGUGCCUGACCAGCUGGUUGAUUUAGACAUGAAGCAUGGUGUGGAGGCCAAAAACUACGAGGAGAUCGCCAAGGUGGAGAAGCUGAAGCCUCUUGAGGUCGAACUGAGACGACUUGAGGACCUGUCGGAGUCAAUCGUCAAUGACUUUGCUUACAUGAAGAAGAGAGAGGAGGAAAUGCGAGACACCAAUGAGUCCACCAACACACGUGUGCUGUACUUCAGCAUAUUCUCCAUGUGCUGUCUCAUUGGACUGGCCACAUGGCAGGUGUUCUACCUGCGGCGCUUCUUCAAGGCAAAGAAGCUGAUCGAGUAGAGCUGCCCCUAGCUGUUAACCCCGGGGGAAGCUGCCUGCCAACACAUCCCAACAUCCACCCUCCUUGGACUAUCUUCAGCAAACAACAGCAAGUGGGGCUGAGGGGCUCAAAUUCUAGUUUUCACGGCUGUGAAAGAAAACGUACCGAGGUUGACCUCCGGAAAAACAAAUUCUCCUGCUUAUUUAGUGGUUUAAAACAUGAAAAGCGCUGUAGGGAGAAACGCACUGUGAGACAUGUGCAGGUGUAUGUCACUGCAUUAGUGAGAUAUGUCCAGCUCCAUGACACUCGACCUUUCUGUCUGCAUCGUUUUGAAUGUUGCAGCUCACUGAAUGAGAACUUUUUCUUUCAAUCAGUUGAACAGUGAAGUUUGCUUCUGAGCUCAGUUUGAAUGGUUGUGCCAUGAGCGAACUUGUUUUGCCCUUUUUGUUUGAUGUACACAUUCUUUGCCACGCCAAGCAAACUAGAUCCUUGGUGCCCCUUCAUCAAGUGAAGGUUAUUUGAAAAAGUGGUUUCUUGUUGUUUUGAGAAAAUUGGCAACCACUGAACUGUUUUAUCUUAAUUUGCAUCCAUGUUCAAUAGCUAAAUUUAACAAUGUCUUUGGUUAGUUUUCAUAUUGUAUGUGCUACUUAGUUGCUUCUGCGGGUAUAUUUUUGGGGGGUUGUGAAUUGUCAGAGUAAUAUUUACCUAAUUAUAAAUGAGGUCAUUCUAUUAGCUCAUGCACAGUCUAGUUUCGUCUUUGGGACAUUUGAACCUAACAAAAGUAUCCAGCACCUCAAACCUUGUCCUUCUGGAAAACAAUUACUGUGUUCGAUGUAUGACUCAAAAGUUGAACUGCUGGGUUUGCUUACAUAAGACUAUGCAAGCUUCCCUUCCCAGAGUACAGCAGAUAUAGAUUCUGAUAACAAAGUGAAAUAAGGCAAUCUAAACAGUGUCUGUAUUCUACUUGUCUUCUGCCCAUCUUAUUUACACACAGGCACAUUAAAUUAACCUUUUGUAUUUAAAAAAAGAAAAGCAUGUUCCAAGUUUUUUUCAGGUCCAUCCAGUGUGCUGCUUUUCUCUAGAAAUACUUACGAGUCUUGGGUUACAUGGAAAUAUGGGUGGUUGCUAAUAUCUAUUUUGUUUUUGACAGGGAAGAAGUCAGGCAUCUGUCAUGGGUACAUUUUUAUCAAUGAACAUGCGCCUUAUGCGCAAUCAAUGAUUUUUAUGUUGACCGAUACCGUUUUGUAAAUUUGUGUUGGGCUUUUAUUCAAUAAAAUAUUGGAUGGAUUUACAUUUA
Molecule: messenger RNA, 1943 nt
Organism: Betta splendens (Siamese fighting fish)
Lineage: Eukaryota; Metazoa; Chordata; Actinopteri; Anabantiformes; Osphronemidae
Gene: tmed10
Product: transmembrane p24 trafficking protein 10
Exons: 5
Coding region: 46-666 (206 amino acids)
Biological process (GO): endoplasmic reticulum to Golgi vesicle-mediated transport; Golgi organization; intracellular protein transport
Cellular component (GO): endoplasmic reticulum-Golgi intermediate compartment; endoplasmic reticulum; COPII-coated ER to Golgi transport vesicle
Source: RefSeq, a predicted model, not a curated record